UAGCUUCAAGAACAAGAAGAUUCUUAUUUUUAAUAAAACUUUAAGUUUUUAGUUUUAUUUAAUUGUUUUAUUAUUAUGUCCUCCAAUUUGGCAAAUCUUUACGCAUUUAUGCGUCGUAGUUUUGGUGAUUGUGGAUUAAUGUAUAGCAUUCCACCAUCAUAUUUGCAAAAACUUACUGGCGAGACGAAGAAAGUUAUAUUUGUUUAUGAAGAGGACAAAAACAAAAUGAAGUACAUAUCCAAUUUUGUUUCUCCCUCAAAAUUAAACAUCAAACAACAAGAAAACGAUCUUAAUCUUACCGGAUCACCUCUAAAAGAUGAUUGUGUAGUUGAUGCCAUUGACAUGUCCAUUGAUCUCAAGUACUCUGCUGAUACACCUUGGUCUGCUGAAGAAGAAUGCUACAAAGGUGUUCGACUCGAUUUUGCUCGAUCGAUUCUAACUGAUUUCAACUUUCAAAAAGAAUCAAUUAACUCUAGAGGAUCAGUAUGGAUCCUUUGUUCUGGUGCCGAUGAUGACAAAACAGUAUUGCUUGAAAUGGAAUUCGAACCUAAAUCAAAUAUACGUGGAAUGGUUGUGUUUAAAGGUGUCAUUCCCACUGCAAAUGUUACAUCCCAAGAUAUAUUUCAACAUUAUACACAGUUGACAAACAACAAUUCAAAGAUCAACACUCAAAUUGAAAAUUUAUUUAACAUUAAAUCAAAUAUAAAUUUGAAAGUCUCAUGGUCCACUGCCUCGUUGACACCUUCAUUAAAUAAUCUGAAAAAUAGCGAUGUGGUUCUUUAUCAGACAUUUUCUGUCACUGAAUGUUCUUCGUUAACUGAGGAUUUCUUAAAUCAAUUGAGGAUAUUAGCCUACAUCAAGGAAGACAUUGUAGCUUUUAAAGAAAGCAAAAAGGAUAACAGUGAUCCUGUUUAUCGCUGUGGAAGAGGCAUCGAAAUGGAUUUGUUGAAAGAAAAAGUUUUCAGCAUCAUGACAGAACUCUCUGGACUCUUCGACAUGGAUAGUACUUGUUUUGAAAUAGAAGCAGUUGUCCAACGUGCCAAAGAACGCACCCUCACCGAUCUCACUGACAAACUGUGGGAAGUUUUAAAAUGUUGUUCGUCAUAUAGAGAGCUUAAGCAGGCGCUUAACUAUGUUUUUCAAUGUGCAGCCAAAUGCAAUAUCGUGAACUUGCCAACAAAUAACAAUAGAUUAGCGGAAAUAAUUAAUGAGGUUUCACAACAACGAUUGGCCAUACCGUGUCUGACUGGUUCGGAACCGUUGGAACUACUUCUGGAAAUCGGAUUAGAAAAAUUGUUUAAGGACUAUGAAUUCAUAUUUACCGAAUGCAAAAUGUGUAGUUCGAAUGAUUUAAAAGCUACUUACUCACCCAAAGCAGAAGAUGCUGAUUCUGGGGAGAUACCAAUGAAUAUUAGGAAAUCUAUCCGAAGUGCUAUACGACCAGAUGCAACGCCAUCCUCUCAUCGCAAGACAUUUUUGCACAGCAAUUCGAAUGGCUCGAAAAAGAAUCGAGAAUCGGAUGUUGUCGGAUUUCAAAAUAGCGUUUUUAAUCAAGUAGAUGUCGAGCUAAAAUUGGCUCGUUUAUUGCAAAUUCAUUUAGCUUUAGAACAUUUGCUGCUGAUUCAGAUAAAUUUGAAUUUAGAAAAUGUUCAUGUUUAUGUUUGUGAGCAAUUGCUAAAGAAGAAGCCACGAAUUUAUAAGACCAUUGAUGAUUCAUUGGUUGAUAAAAUUGAAAUUCCUUUAGCGUCAGAAAGUGUUAGUCAGCAUUUAGAAGGCAAAGAUCCAAGUUGUCGUAAAAUAACUCUCCAAUCAAAAAAUGCUUUCCGAGAGGUUCAAAGUACAUUUUUUUAUUCUAUGGAAAACGUGUUUCCAGCAAAUGCAGCGGAAUGUUAUCAAACCGAUGAUAAAGAAAUGAUAAAAGAAAAUGUGUACUUCUGUUGGAAUUAUACAAAAAUAAAAUCUCGAAGGUGUUAGUUUUAAUUUAUUAUGUAUUUAUUGUUAAAUAAUUUAAAUCCAAUAAUAAUAAUUAUUAUCAAUAGAGAAUUUUGCCUUCGGUCUUCCUCAUUUAUUAAAUU
Molecule: messenger RNA, 2075 nt
Organism: Episyrphus balteatus (marmalade hoverfly)
Lineage: Eukaryota; Metazoa; Arthropoda; Insecta; Diptera; Syrphidae
Gene: Zwilch
Product: protein zwilch
Exons: 9
Coding region: 76-1974 (632 amino acids)
Biological process (GO): mitotic spindle assembly checkpoint signaling; protein localization to kinetochore
Cellular component (GO): RZZ complex
Source: RefSeq, a predicted model, not a curated record